Molecule: messenger RNA, 3083 nt
Organism: Peromyscus maniculatus bairdii (prairie deer mouse)
Lineage: Eukaryota; Metazoa; Chordata; Mammalia; Rodentia; Cricetidae
Gene: Klhl38
Product: kelch like family member 38
Molecular function (GO): protein binding
Source: RefSeq, a predicted model, not a curated record
GGCUUGGAAUGUAUACACUGUCUGCCUGCCCGGCAGCCCUCGCACAGCGCUCUAGAGCCGUGAAAGUGCCUGCAGCAUAAACAAAUCCAGAACUCUCCUAGGACAGAGCAUUUGCCAAUAGAAGGAAAAAUUUUAUUCAGAGCCUAAGGUAGAAACCUCCUGAAGGGACGAGACAGACCCAGCAUCUGUGGAUGUCACUGCAGCCAAACAAGGAUGGAUGAGGAGUCACCAGAUGGGGUUGUCUUCAAAGACCACGACUUCUCCUCUGACUUGUUGAGACAGCUCAAUGGCUUAAGGCAAAGCAAGUUCCUGACUGAUGUGAGCAUCUGCUCCGGAGCCUGGGAGGUCCCUUGCCACCGCAACGUGCUGGCCUCCAGCAGCCCCUACUUCAAGGCCAUGUUUUGCAGCCACUUCCGGGAGAGCAGAGAGGCCAAGGUACAGUUGAAAGGCAUCAGCGCCACCACCCUCGAGCAGGUCAUCACGUACGCAUACACGGGAGAGGUGCACAUCUCCGCGGCCAAUGUCCUCCCGCUGAUGGAGGCGGCUGCCAUGCUGCAGUACCCCAGGGUGUUUGAGGCCUGCUCAUCAUACCUGCAGAGUCAGCUGGACCCCAGCAACUGCCUGGGCCUGGUCAGACUCGCAGAAGUCUUAAGCUGCGAAAGCCUGAAGAAGAAAGCCAGGGAGGUGGCCCUGACUCGCUUCCCAGAGGUGGCGGCCUCGGCUGACCUGAAGGAGCUCUGUGCCGUGGAGCUGAGAGGCUACCUAGGAGAUGACAGGCUCUGCGGAGAGGAGGAAACGGUGUUCGAGGCCCUCAUGGCCUGGGUCAAGCAUGACCUCAAGGCCCGGUGGCCGUACCUGCAGGGGCUGCUGGAGCAGGUCCGCCUGCCGUACAUCCACCCAGCCUUCUUCCACCACUUCAUCGCCAACGACGCCCUCCUCCAGUCCUCGCCUGCAUGCCAGGCCAUCCUGGAGGUGGCCGGGAGGCAGAUCUUCUCCUCGUAUGGUCCCAGUGCCCAGGACUGCAAACUCCUGUGGCAUAUCCCCCCAAGGAGCUCCUACCAAGACUUCCUCCUCCUCCUGGGGGGCCGGAAGGACAACCAGCAGACCACCAGGGAUGUCUUGCUCUACAGCCUACAGACUGGCCGGUGGCAGAGCCUGGCCAAACUCCCUGCCCGGCUGUACAAGGCCUCGGCUGUCACCUUGCACCGCAGUGUGUAUGUGCUCGGGGGCAUGGCUGUCAGCGAGGGCAAGAGUCUCCUCAGCCGCGGAGUCUAUGUCUUCUCUCUGAAACUCAACCAGUGGAGGCCGGGGGAGCCCAUGCUGGCAGCCCGCUACUCCCACAGGAGCACCAGCCACAGGAACUUCAUCUUCUCCAUCGGGGGCACUGGAGAAGGGCAGGAGCUCCUGGGGUCCAUGGAGAGGUAUGACAGCAUCCGUGACGUCUGGGAGAGCAUGGCUGACAUGCCCGUGGCCGUGCUCCAUCCCGCUGUUGCAGUGAAGGACCAAAGGCUCUAUCUUUUUGGAGGUGAGGACAUCAUGCAGAACCCUGUGCGCCUUAUCCAGGUGUACCACAUUUCCAGAAACACGUGGUUCAAGAUGGAGACAAGGAUGAUAAAGAAUGUGUGUGCCCCCGCAGUGGUGUUGGGGGAGAGGAUUGUCAUUGUGGGAGGUUACACAAGGAGGAUUCUUGCUUACGACCCUCGGUCCAACAAAUUUGUCAAAUGUGCGGACAUGAAAGACCGAAGGAUGCACCACGGGGCCACAGUGAUGGGGAACAAGCUGUAUGUGACAGGUGGGCGGAGACUGACCACAGACUGCAACAUUGAGGACUCAGCCUCCUUUGACUGCUAUGACCCUGAGACGGACACCUGGACAUCGCAGGGACAGCUACCUCACAGACUCUUUGACCACGCCUGCCUGACACUCCAGUGCAUACCCCACAUGGCCAGCCUCACAUGAAGGCCACAAGAACCUUUGUUGGUCAAAAUGCUGUGUAACACAAAAGAUUGGAAAACAGUUCCAAAGGCCUAGAGUUGAAGGAAGUCAAAACUUCCACUCUCUACACAGUAGUCUUUUUUAAAAAAAUGCCAGUGGGUGCUUUUUUGAUUCCAUCCCUACCUCUUGAACCAAUGCCAGAAAUUGCACUAUUAUAACUGGAUAGGUCUGCAUCACACCCCUUCAGAUGGAGGCAGGGUUAACGACUUGAUUGAUGGCCCAUACUGCAUGGAAUCAGACAGAAGAUGUUUCCCAGAGGAAGAAAGAAUUCUGGACACGGAUGGACACACACACACACACACACACACACACACACACACACACACACACACACGUCAUCCUUUGCAUCCAGAGUGGGAGGGUUAGCCCAAGAGGAGCCUUACAAUCACUCAGGCCAGGUGACAGCUUGUGAAACUGUUGUGAUUGUGACCCUACGUUUCAUGGGUACAGCACAUUGAAAGUGGGUUCAGUUCGGUAUCUACCUAGGGUCUACAAAAUUAUCCUGCAACGAAAAACAUACGAACAGAACCGUGUCUGCUUCUCGUGCCAGCCGGUGCCAGACGACCUUUAAAGCUGCGGGAUUAAGCUGGGGUUUCAUUUCAGCAACGUGUUAGGAAAAUGGCUUUUCUGGGGAAAGCCAACAGAUUCCUCAGCAGCAACAGCAACUCUUCCCUCCGGAUAUCAGGGCUGACCCUCCCUGUGGCCCCUUCAAGUCCAAGUGCCCCUCACCCUCACUCAAUGUCAGGCCCACGGAAAAGCUGAAGUGCAUCAGAGGCUCUCAGUGAGGCCCCGAUGGCAUGAUCACAGGGAAGACGUUUGGAAACAUCGCUGAGUCCCAUUCAAGAUGGAUGCACAGGGGUUCUCUGAGGUGAGGUCCAGAAUUCUGUAGUUCCGAAAGGCAUCCUAAGGUGACCCUGUCACUCAGCUGUGGUGGAGAAUUGAAGCCCUGCUCUGCUGUGUGCACUGAAGACCACCAUGGCUACUCUUUCCCAUCCCGUCCUGACCAAUGCUAGGCGAUCUCAGUGUAUAAGCAAAGUUGUUUCCCACCCACGGAAGCAUCUGGAAUAAAUUGGCCAUUCUGUGGUACA